Pocillopora verrucosa is the source of this 904-nucleotide messenger RNA. RefSeq names its product alpha-ketoglutarate-dependent dioxygenase alkB homolog 6. Gene Ontology annotation, cellular component: nucleus. The record is from RefSeq and is a predicted model, not a curated record. Lineage: Eukaryota; Metazoa; Cnidaria; Anthozoa; Scleractinia; Pocilloporidae.
UACAUCAGGGUUUAAUUUCUCCAAAGAUGCUUUGAAAGGUUGUCUUUGAAAGAUACAGUCUGAUGGGGGAAGUGAUAACAUCGUCAAAUGUGGUAAAAGCCCCACCAAGAGCAUUCUACAUUCCGAAUUUCAUUUCAGAAGAGGAGGAGAAGUUUCUCUUGGAUCAGGUAAAUGGUGCUCCUAAGCCAAAAUGGACCAAGCUGUCGGGAAGGAGGCUUCAAAACUGGGGUGGUCUUCCUCACCCAAAGGGAAUGGUGCUGGAAAAACUGCCAAGGUGGCUGGAAAAAUAUACAACUCAAGUUGGAUCCUUGCCAGUUUUUAACACUGUCACUCCGAAUCAUGUCCUUGUGAAUGAGUAUGAACCUGGUCAAGGAAUUAUGCCUCACGAAGAUGGUCCGUUGUUCUAUCCAGUGGUCUCAACAAUAAAUCUUGGAUCCCACACCUUUUUGGAUUUUUACCAUCCUUUGAAAAAGGCUUCAGAGAAAACAGAGGAGAAUGCUUCAGCAUCAAUGCUGAAUGAACGCUACUUUAUGUCACUUUUAUUGGAGCCCAGAAGCUUAUUCCUACUGACAGGAGACCUCUAUCACAAUUACUUACAUGGUAUUGCAGAGAGAACUUAUGAUGUUGUCACAGAUAAGGUGGCUAAUCUGGAUGCUUGUAAUAAUGCUACCCUUGGAGACAUUUUACAACGAAAUACAAGAAUUUCACUUACCAUAAGAAAUGUGCCAAAGAUUCUUAAAUUCAAGAUUAAUCUGGGGAGAUGACAAAAACUAUUUAUGAGUGACUGUUAUUAGAUUCCACAGUUCCUCAUGACUACUUGUGUAUACAUCUCCAAGUGGAUUACUCCUUGUUGGGAUUUUUUCAACUCCCUGUUCAGCUGAUUUUCAAAGAGACAAUAAGCAAC